Lactuca virosa is the source of this 862-nucleotide messenger RNA. Lineage: Eukaryota; Viridiplantae; Streptophyta; Magnoliopsida; Asterales; Asteraceae. The record is from the annotation of a GenBank genome assembly.
CUUUCCAUUCCUUUCUUCCGACUCCUAAUCUCUCUCUCUCUCUCUAAAAUCACUCCUAAUCUCUCUCUCUAAAGUCUAAACCACCAUGGAUCGGAAGAACGCCGUCGUUCUAGCGCUCAUCGCCGUCGUUAUCGCCUCCGUAGGAGGUCAAGCUCCGGCUAAUUCUCCAACUACGUCUCCACUUCCGACUGUCACGCCUGCCGCUUCACCUUCUAAUGCUACUGUUACCAAAACACCGACAUCAGCACCCACCACAGCUCCGGCGACGAGCCCUACGACAGCUCCACCGACCGCUGCCGUUCCUUCUCCUGUUUUAUCUUCUCCCCCUGCUGCAGAGCCGGUGAGUUCCCCACCCACAGCGGUUCAAUCUCCGCCGGUUCCAGUACCUGUCAGUUCUCCGAUCUCGUCUCCUCCAGCUCCAGUGUCUGCUCCGACUGCCGCAGUUCCUGCUCCGGCGCCUAGCAAGAAAAAGACUAAGACAAAGAAGCAUAAUGCUCCUGCACCAGCACCGGUAAUAGCUGUAUCACCUUCUCCCACCGAAGGUCCUGGAUCGAGCAUCGAUUCUCCUUCUCCCGGUCCGUCGUCAGCCGACGUCGCCGACGAGAGUGGAGCAGAGAAAUUGAACUGUUUGAAGAUGGUGGUCGGAAGUUUGGCGUUCGGAUUGACUGUAUUCGGGUGGUUCUAGAAACUUGUUUUUCCUUUUCCUUUAAAAUUUUUGAAUUUUAUUUAUUUUUUUUCUAUAUGAUACCUCUUUUGUUUUGAUUUUUGUUUCUUUUUUUUCUUUUUUUUUUUUCAAUAUGGUGUUACAUACUUACUCCAUAUAUGUAAUUAUACCACCUGGGUUGGAAUUCUGAUGUGAUGA